AUGGAGACUUUCACUACCUCCCUUCUUCGACAGCAAGAGCUUAUGACAAAGCAAUUUGAGCUACAAGCAAAGCAAAAUGAACACUUUGAAAGCUCAAUUCAAUUGCUUAUGGCUCAAAAUAAGAGGAUAGAAACCCACCUUUCUCAACUUUCACAACAAGUGAGUCAUUUAUCAACUCUUCAUGAUCAAGCAAAAGUCCAAAAGGAACAAUGCAAUGCAGUUUUCUUGAGAAGCGAUGAAUUAUUUCCGAGGAAAAUAGAUGAGAAAGUGUGCAGUGUGGAGUCAAGAAAAGAUGAACAGGGUGAGGAUGUAAAAAGUCUCAAAUAUGUCGCUCCAUCGGCCUAUGAAGAACCAAUGCCCUUCCCCCAAAGGUUGUCAAGGGCUGUGCUCGAUAAACAUUUUGGGAAAUACAGCGAAGCUCUUAAGAAGGUACACGUUUCUAUUCCUUUUUCCGAUCUUUUAAUUCAAAUGCCUCAAUUUGCAAAUUUUGUGAAGGAUAUUAAAGAUCAACAUGAGGAUAUGGAAGUACUAAAUGAGAAAGGCUCUACUCUUUUAUGUGACAACCUACCACCUAAGCUGCAUGAUCCUGGUAGUUUCACUAUUCCCUGUAUGAUAAACGAAAAAAAUUUCGACAAGGUUUUGUGUGAUUUAGGUGCUAGUGUUAAUUUAAUGCCUUAUUCAUUAUAUGAGAAUUUAGGUUUGCAAAAACUUAAACCUUCCCCUAUUUCUCUUCAAAUGGCUGAUAGGACUUCUAGACUCCCUAAGGGUGUGGUUGAGGAUGUAUUAGUUAAGGUUGGUGAACUUGUUUUUCCUGUUGAUUUUGUUGUUAUGGACAUGAAAGAAGACCAUAAGAUUCCGAUUAUAUUCGGUCGUCCAUUCCUUGCCACAAGUCAAGCUCUAAUAGAUGUUCCUAAAGCACAAGUGACCAUUAGGGCCCGGAAUAAACAAGUCAUGUUUAAGCUCUUUAAUGAACAUAAUUUUAUAUUUGAUGGUGGUACUUGUUUAAGAAUUGAUACUACUAACCCUUUGGUUGAUAAGUGUGUAUUUGGUAGAAAUUUUGUGAGAAACGAGGACAAAAUUCCACCCAAUGAUGUGUUUAGCUACAUGAAGGUAAGUUUGGAUACAAAGCAUGUCAAAUAUAAAGUGAAGGAGUCACUUGGAGGUAGAUAUUUUCAUGGGCAACAUCGCGGAGUUCCUUCUUCGUGUGGUGACCCAGGUUGA
Molecule: messenger RNA, 1221 nt
Organism: Chenopodium quinoa (quinoa)
Lineage: Eukaryota; Viridiplantae; Streptophyta; Magnoliopsida; Caryophyllales; Amaranthaceae
Exons: 1
Coding region: 1-1221 (406 amino acids)
Source: RefSeq, a predicted model, not a curated record